Messenger RNA from Aphis gossypii (cotton aphid), 1236 nucleotides. RefSeq names its product valacyclovir hydrolase-like. Lineage: Eukaryota; Metazoa; Arthropoda; Insecta; Hemiptera; Aphididae. The record is from RefSeq and is a predicted model, not a curated record. The coding region runs from base 229 to 1023 and encodes 264 amino acids. The transcript has 5 exons.
CGUACCUAGCAGUACUCAGCAGUCAACGUUCUACAGUUGGCCCCACCCUCGAGUAUGAGAGGAUGCUAAGUCUCUGUAGCAGUUAAACAGUAUUACGACGGUGUUUUAAAAAACUUAAAAACAAUUUUGAAAUAAAUGUUAACUGUAAAUUAAAUAUUUUAAUAUUUACUCCUACUAAAAUGUAUUCAUUUAUUCAUUUUACAUAAAAUUAUUACGUCGUUGUUCGCGAUGAAUCAACAAACCACAGUUACUACAGAGAUGAAUUCGACGAAAAUCAAAGUCAAAGGCUUUGAGAUAAACUACUUUAAAAUUGGAAAUGGACCACAGAAAUUGUUGAUUUUUCCUGGAGCUUUAGGUCAAGUUACUAAUUUUAAACCACUGACAGAAAACUUCGAUCGAGAAAAAUAUACGAUGUACAUAUGGGAUCCUCCCGGUUACGGUUUGAGUCGACCGCCGAACAGAGAUUUUUCACCGGGAUUUUUGUACCGUGACGCCGAUUGCGCCAUUGCGCUCAUGGAGGCGUUGUGCAUCGACAGGUAUUCGAUGUUGGGCUGGUGCAACGGCGGUUGCACAGCUCUGAUCGCAGCGUCCAAAGCCGUUGACCGAGUGGAAAAGCUAGUGGUGUGGAGCUGCAACGCAUACGUCACUAGCAAAGAUCUCGAAAUCUACGAGACGACGCGCGACGUCCACGCGUGGUCUGAGAAGAGGAGACUUCCUCAAUUCCAAAUGUACGGCGAGAAGUACGUGUCGGACACUUGGUCCGGGUGGAUAGAUGCCUUCCAUAAAAUACUCGACGAAGACGACGGUGACGUAUGCCGCGGAGUACUGGCCGAAAUAAAAGCGCCCACGCUCAUCCUGCACGGAUCAGAGGAUGAGCUCGUACCGAUCGAGCACGCCGUAUACCUGCACGAUAACAUCAAGGGCUCGACACUUGAAAUACUUCCAGAUGCCAAGCAUAUCAUACACUUUAUGUACCCACAAAAGUUUAUUUCUAUAGUGGAUAACUUUCUUACUGCUAUAUAGUAACGCAUAGUUAAUCACCACUAAUUAUCAUGAAUUCAAAAGCUGCAUUGUGAAAAACUUAAUAUUGAAAGAAGGUCUUCAGUUUUGAGACCUAAUAAUAUUUUAACUUAGUAAAAUUAAUUUAUUACUAUUAAAUUUGGUUUAACUUGUACACUUGACAAAUAAUAAUAUGUCAUGAUUUAUUGUAAAAUAACAUUUUAUCUUUUUUCAGAA